Molecule: messenger RNA, 1344 nt
Organism: Symbiodinium natans
Lineage: Eukaryota; Dinophyceae; Suessiales; Symbiodiniaceae
Source: the annotation of a GenBank genome assembly
AUGCCUAGUGGCACGACGGGUGCACAGUGUUGCUCCGCGAGGGUACUGCGCCACCUACACUCACAGGGUGCCCUUCUUCUUCACGAGGUGGAUGAGCGGGCCGAAGUUCUCCGCAGCGUCUUUCGAUUCCGCUUCAACGUCGGCACGGUCCAGGAUCCUGUGGCGGAUCGGGUCGCGGCUUCGAGAGCUGUGGACACAAUGUGGGAGAACUUUUUCACCGACAUCGUGGUGCCGACCCUCCGGGAAAGCGACCUCAUGAAAGGCGUUGACCUGAACGUAUGGUUCGAUGGCACCGGGUUCCGCGAUUUCGAGGUCAUGACGGCCGUCCUGAACGACAUUCCCCUGGCUGUAGGAUCUGCAGUGUUCAUCUUUGGCUACAUGCUCUUCCACACUCGGAGCGUUGUUCUGGCUUUGGUGGGACCUUUUCUGGCGAUGAUGGCGGUGCCGAUCACGUUCAUCUGCUGCGGCGUCUUCUUCGGCACCACCACGGUGAAUUUCGCCAAUUUCCUGGCGGUGUUCCUUGCGAUUGGUUUCGGCGCCGACGUCAUGUUCGUGUACUACGACUCCUGGGUACAGUCCAGCGAAGUUGCAGAGAAGAUUCCCAACCGCUUAGCUUGGACGUAUAGAAGAGCCGUGAAGGCCUCCUUGGCGACCACCUCCACGACUGCCCUCUCCUUCCUCUGCAACAUGGCCAGCGUGAUCCGGGCCUUGAGGCAAUUUGGCUUCUUCAUGGGCCUUUGUGUCCUCGUAGCAUGGGUCAACAUUACCUUCAUCUACGUGCCCAUCAUCGUCAUCGACCACACCUGGUGCCGACGGCUCCGACUGGUGCGGCGACCCUCUGACCGGCGCUUGAAGAGCAGCUCUCGAAAGUACUACCUUUGCGCACACGGCCUCUACCGAUGUCGAGUGCCCGUCGUAGUGCUGACUAUUGCCGCGGUGGUGGCAUGUGUUGUGGUUUCCGCCAUGAGCUUGCAGACGUCCACUAGCUUCCCCGACAUCUUCCCCUCGAACCAUAACCAGAACGAGGGCGUGAGGAUCUUGAGGGACUUUGACGGCAUAACGACAGCUCUGCCCAUUGCCACCGAGGAGCCUAUUCGCGAGGUCGAUGUUUGCCGCGAGACGGAGUUCGGCGACAGCACAUGCGUCAUGCACUGGUGCGAGGCAACCUUCGUGGACUACAAGCCCAGGUGGGGGGGCAACGGCACAUGCAGCUGCCUCCGCCGCUUGCGCACAUCCUGUGUGCCGGGCCAGUCAGCUGACGUCACCCUGCGACUUGUCGGCAUGUCAACGCUGACAAAAGAGCAGCUCAGUACCGAUGUGGGCGACCACGAGCUUCGGAACUAG